AGUGUAGGUGGUGGGAGGAGGGCUGUGCUGUGGGCGGAACGCUGUGGAGGAAUGUGUAUGCUGGGCUUGAUGGGAUGUGUGAAUUAUCUGUCCAAACUCGUAUUAUCCCACUGGAUGGAGCUGUGCUCAGCAUGGUGGUGUCAGUGAUCCACUAAGUCCACUCUUCCUUCCCAUCGCAGUCCCUGUGUUACCCCCCGGCUGUCCCUCCUCGCUGUGCCCUGCAAGCUGAUCCGAGCACCGGCCGUGCAGCUGCCUAUUUAUGUGCCUGAGUCUCAGUUGCCUAUUAAGGGAUUUACAAGGAGGAGGCAGUAGCAGCACGGCGUCGGCGGCUCUGAGGUUGAGCCAGGGCUGGGGAUCAGCAUCAUGGGGCUGCAGCCCUUGGAGUUCAGUGACUGUUACCUGGACAGCCCCUGGCUGCGGGAGAGGAUACGCUCGCACGAGGCGGAGCUGGACAAAACUAACAAGUUUAUCAAGGACUUGGUGAAAGAUGGCAAAAACCUCAUCACUGCCACUAAAAGUAAGUGUGCAAUCACACCAACACUGGCUGCCUCAGGCAGGGCUACUACAGAGCAGCGGAACUUGUCCACAGCCCAGAGAAGGUUUGCCAAUUCACUCAGGGAUUUUAAAUUUGAAUUCAUUGGCGAUGCUGAAACUGAUGACGAGCGACGUAUCGAUGCGUCUCUACACCUUUUUUCAACAUUUUUACAAAAUCUUGAAGAGCAGAGGGAGAUAAUGGCACUGAGCGUAAAUGAAACACUCAUUAAACCCUUGGAACGAUUUCGGAAAGAGCAACUUGGAGCUGUGAAGGAAGAAAAAAAGAAGUUUGAUAAAGAGACAGAAAAGAACUACAGCAAUCUGGAUAAACAUUUAAGCAUGUCAUCCAAGAAGAAAGAGCCACAAUUACAGGAGGCAGAUGUCCAAGUGGAGCAGAAUCGGCAACAUUUUUAUGAGCUGUCGCUUGAAUAUGUGUGUAAACUUCAGGAAAUCCAGGAGCGGAAAAAAUUUGAAUUUGUGGAACCUAUGCUGUCUUUCUUCCAAGGGAUUUUUACCUUCUAUCACCAAGGAUAUGAACUUGCUAAAGAUUUUAACCACUACAAACUGGAGCUACAGAUCAACAUUCAAAAUACACGGAAUCGGUUUGAAGGGACACGAUCAGAGGUAGAAGAUUUAAUGACAAAAAUUAGAAAAAGCCCACAGGAGCAUAAGCGGGUCAGCCCGUAUACCAUGGAGGGAUAUCUCUACAUUCAGGAGAAACGACCUGCUCCAUUUGGUUCAAGCUGGGUAAAACACUACUGCAUGUACAAGAAGGAAACCAAAACAUUCUCAAUGUUCCCCUAUGAACACCGAUCAGGAGGCAAAAUAGGUGAAGGGGAGAGUUUCACACUUAAGUACUGCAUAAAGCGAUAUACAGACACAAUAGACAGGAGGUUCUGUUUUGAUGUGGAAGCUGUAGAGCGGCCAGGACUUCUCACUACCAUGCAAGCCUUCUCAGAGGAAGACUGGCACCUCUGGAUGGAAGUACUGGGUGGGAAAGCAUCUCGGUUUCUCAGCCUCAGCAGAUCUACAACAAGGACAGAGGGAGGUGCUCAGCUAGACGAACAUGGAUUUGCCGUUGUGAAAAGUUGUAUCAAUGCUAUUGAAACAAGGGGUAUUAAUGACCAAGGAUUGUACAGGGUUGUGGGGGUGAGUUCAAAGGUCCAGAGACUUCUGAGUUUAUUAAUGGAUGUGAAAACUGGCUGUGAUGUGGAUUUGAGUGAGGAUGGAGAAUGGGAGGUCAAGUCCAUCACCAGUGCUCUGAAACUAUAUUUAAGGAGCCUGCCAGAACCGCUGAUGACAUAUGACCUUCAUGAACAGUUCAUCAAUCCUGCCAAAAGUGGAAGUCCGGAGUCUCGGGUGAAUGCGGUUCAUUUUUUAAUUUACAAACUGCCUGAGAAAAAUCGAGAAAUGCUGGAUCUUCUCGUCAAGCACUUGGCUAAUGUUUCUAGCAAUGCCAAGACAAAUUUGAUGACAGUAGCUAAUCUGGGAGUUGUAUUUGGUCCAACUUUGAUGAGGCCACAAGAGGAAACUGUCGCAGGCAUCAUGGACCUAAAGUUUCAGAACAUUGUUGUUGAAAUACUUAUCGAAAACCAUGACAAGAUUUUUACCAACCCUCCAGAUGACUCCAUGCAAGAGCCAACAUCUCUGUCUCCUCGCGCCCCACCUAGACAGUCAAGGAGGCAGCGUAACAGGAGGCCACUUGCUGUGUACAACCUCUGCCUAGAACUAGAUAACGCUGAUAAUAAUUCUACUAAAGAAGAAACCCCUACAGGUAGCACAGACUCGCUUUCUCCGGAGUCUCUUACACCUACAGCUACGUGCAUCAAUUCUGCACAUGAGAGAAAUCAUCUUAUUGCAGACACCAGUGAUCUCUUGGAGUGGGCUACCUCAGAAACAACUCUUGUUCAGUGUCCUUUGGUAUCGUGGAUAAAUAGUGAGAGUGAGACUCCAACUGCAACAACUGAACCUACCUCUCCAAUGGUGACCGAGCCAUCCCCCACCGUGGACACUGUAGCAUCACCUGCACUCCUUACAACACUGGCUUCAGGCAGCAUCCCUGGGAGACAGGCCAAAGCCGUGUACCCAUGUGAGGCAGAGCACAGCUCAGAGUUAUCAUUUCAAGUAGGAGAAGUCUUUGAAAAUGUACAUAACUCAUUGGAGCCAGGAUGGCUUGAGGGAACCCUGAAUGGCAGACGGGGACUUAUUCCACAAAAUUAUGUUCAGUUUCUCUAGCUGUAUGUACUUGUUGCUCAGAAGCUGUACAUGGUAUCCAUGGAUUCCUGCUCUGGUAACGCGUGUCUUGUGACUGCUUAAACCACUUGACCAGACUUCAGUUUGGAAAAUGCCUGUAAAUGAAUAGGCAUGCAAUAUUACCAAACUAAAAGGACACAUUUUAUUUAAUGUUGCAUUUGUUACUGUAUAUUUUUAUUUUUUAGCAAGCACUGUUAGCUGGCAUAACGUUUGAUUAUUAUAUCACUCAUUGCACAAUUUCAUUCCUUGCUAAUGAGAUUAUCUAGUGUAAUUAUAUUUAAAUUAAUAGUGUGAUGUAUAGCCUCCUUGGCUACAAAUCUACAGUAAUGCAAAUCACAUAUAAAGGUUCACAAAUGGCACACUAUUUUAAUAUGGUUUUUGGAAGCCAUUAAAUACAAUAUCAAUAUAUUUGCACAUUUUAAGGCUUUUGAUGCUGCAAUUUUCAGUUUAUUGUAAGAAUGGACUCAAAAAACUACAUUGGUAGCAUUUUAUAUUACUUUUUACAUCAGUUCUUUUUUAGCAGUCACCGUGAUGUAUUUUGUUGUUACUGUCAUUAUUGUUAAGCUUCCACUUGUUCAAUUUUAUUGUUUUUAAAAUAUAGUUUCUGCCAAAAAUGUAAUUUUAUCACAAAUAAAAUAUUCGUUCUUUUAAUAUA
Messenger RNA from Pseudophryne corroboree (corroboree frog), 3442 nucleotides. RefSeq names its product Rho GTPase activating protein 10 (gene ARHGAP10). Gene Ontology annotation, molecular function: GTPase activator activity; protein binding. Bases 364 to 2769 code for a protein of 801 amino acids. The transcript has 23 exons. The record is from RefSeq and is a predicted model, not a curated record. Gene Ontology annotation, biological process: negative regulation of apoptotic process; signal transduction; cytoskeleton organization. NCBI's taxonomy places the organism in Eukaryota, Metazoa, Chordata, Amphibia, Anura, Myobatrachidae. Gene Ontology annotation, cellular component: cytoplasm; cytosol.